AUAAGAGAAUAUUCCACGAAUAUGCUUCCCCUCCUCCCCUAUAAAAGGAGGACUCCCCCUCAAUGUUAAGGGGGGCCAUUCACUCAUUCAUCUCCUGCAUAUCUCUAUCUCCCUCUUUAGAAAGUUUUUAGAGUGUUUUUCCUUCUUCUUCAAGAGCUUCUAGCUCCACCAUUAAUGGCUUCCAAGCCCAUUUCAUGUACCGUGUACACACCCCCGAUAUUAAUAAAAAUCCCCCGUUGCCAAGGUACUGCCAAAAAAGUCCCGUGGUUUUCUCCCGAUUUGGGUUUCCACGUCAAAAUCCCUGUGUUUAUAUUUUGGUGUACUUUUAGACUAGUUUAUCGUUUUUGCCGGGCUAAAAACGAUAUACCGGUCGAUAAUUUACACCAUCAUUUUGGCGCCACCCGUGGGACCCGAACAAAAAGUUGUGUUUUUUGUUCGGCCAAUUUUUUCCCUUACCACACGAAGUGAGCAAAAAUAAAAAAUAAGAGGGAGAGAGCCAUCUGUACAAAAAAAAGAGAGGAAGAGAGAUGUUGGGGAAGGAACGAAAAAGAUAAGGGAAGAAAAGGGGAAUCAAUUGGGGGCUUUCCUUCAAAAAUCCAAAAUGGCAAAGAGAAGUCGCCGCCCCACAAGGAGAAGCCGCCGCUGCACGAUCUUGUUAAAUUGCCGACCUCCGCCAAUUCGGCCAGCCGUAUCACCAAAAUCGCUGUCACCACCGAAGAAUUCGAUCUCUGCCGCUGUCCUUAGUUGCAGCCUAGCUUCAUUCCCAGGUGAAUCGCGCCAUCGUCGGCUCGCCGUUGAAGCCAGCAGCCGGAACUGCCACCACCGUUCCUGGCGAGAGGGAGAAAAGUUUUACAAAACAAAAGAGGCGUGAAAUUAGCAAAUUGCCAAAUCCCCCACCAGAUCCUGUGCGACCUUGGAUCGCCGGCCUCCACUCUUUGGCUCUGCCGUCACCAUUGACGUUGCAUGAAGCUACUGCUGAAAUUGCAAGGCCGCCAAGAUCGUCUUCAUCACUAAAGCACUCACUGCCGUCGCCCUUGAUCGCAGCCCAAUUUCCAGAGACGAUUUGCAUACUCCGUUAAAAAAAUGGAGGAAAGAAUGGAAUGAAGGAAUGAUCGGGGAUCACCCCUGUCCGAGAAGUCGCGCACUAGCCGAGAUAAGCGCCAUCCUCAAUUCCGUCCGUCGCCACAAGGAUGUGAUCCGCCUCUGGAGGACUUCGUCCAGACUUGCCAUCGCUGCUCAAACCCGCCGCAAUCACCACCACAAUCAACACCAAGACACCGAUGAGGUGAUGCCGGAGCAGAAAAAGAGCUGUACCGGCCCAAUAGAUGGAUUUCCGGCAGUGGAUCCGAUCCACCCUCACCUGAAAACAGCUUUAUUAUGGGAAGAGAUUACUCGUCAUUUUUACUAAAAUCUGUCAUCAACUCUAGGCGAAUAUCCAUGCGCCCAUACUCUCAUUGAGGUCCGCCGCUGGUGCCGCCACCGUUGCUGAAGCUAACCGCUCCUACACCGAUGCACCGUUGAAGCCAACAUCACCAUUGCUUCUCACUUAAGCCAGCGACUCCACAGCUUUUAGGAAUCGAGGUUCUAGAACUUUCAGGCGUUUCAAAGAUGUCGCCCACUCUUUGUGCUGAGAUGUUCUCGCCGCUGCUCAAUUUCGCAACCGUUGUUGUCGAGAUCGGCCGGGAGAAUUGUAGGUCAUCUCCGGAUUAACUACCAUUGGUGGCCCCAAAUUAUUGCAAGGAGAGCCAUUGGUUCAUUAUCAAGAUUAUCUAUCACUGUCAAAGACAAUAGCAAAGUGUGGAUUCACUCAUGGUCAUGGGGAAAAAUCCAAGUGCUUACAAAUAAAGUUUAUACGGAGUAUAUUCAAGGGUGUUAAAGUGAAUGCAUGUACCAAAAAGAGGACAAAGUGGCGACGUGGGGAAAUAAUGCAAGAUUGAGGAUGGUGGGGUCUGUUGAUUCCAUUAACUUUUGAAAUACACCAAUUGAGAAACACUCACUACAGUGUUCACGUGCUAUCAGGCUCCACAAUUGAACUAUGACAUAUUCUCAAACAAAUUGUCCAGUUGAAUACACCGAUCAUGUAUCGGUCUGCGACAUCUUCGGAGGGAAGACUGAGACACAAGCCGAGCUUGGUACGCUGGUUACUACACCGGUCUUGCUCAGUAUUAAAAAAAAGAGGAAGACUGAGACACAUGCCCGGCCUGGCACGCUGGUUACUACACCGGUCUUGCUCAGUAUAAUAAAAAAUAUUAAAAUAUGUGACACAGGCCCGACCUAGCACGCUGGUAAAUAUCAUUCUUGUGCGCGAGACAGGCCAAGAAUGAUAUACACACCGGUCUUGCACAUAUUUUCUCGUAAGUCUCACCCCAAUCGAAUUGGGUACACCGGUGGCUCAGCUGAGCCCUUAUCGGGGACGCCCGAUUCUUCAAGCCUUUUGAACAAGGCACUCCGGAAGUGGUCUCUGCAUGACAUGAAGAUAUUUGCAUCAGUUAGCCGGGCUAGCAUCGAUCUUCGACAAAGUUGCUGCAACAUACUUAAUUCGUAUUAAGUAACAUCGAUUACUUCGAUAUACUAAUUUCGCUAUGUAUCGUUUACUUAAUCCGUACUGACAUCGGUCUCGACGAAAUAACUACUUGAAGCAUCUCCGCUUCAUCGUACUAACUCCGGUGUCGUAUAACUACUCGAAGCAUCGUUGCUUUAUCGAACUGACAUCGCUCUUGUUACGAUAAUUAUUCACGCGAAUUUUAACCACCCUAACACCGAGCUCCUCGGUAAAGAUAAUAAUUAUUUGAGCACGGCAUAUGCCGGUCAAAAAAAAAAAUUGUACAUAUUAUGUUUGCAGGAAGACCUUCUGAUUCAAGAAAUUAGAGAAUUAAUGAAGACUCAGAGGACUAGCAAUAAUAUCAACCGGUCAAGAAUCCAAAGUACGAAGACUAAAGAUUACACUCGGAGGACUUAUUUACUUUUUUAAGUUGAUGAUUCUCACAACUUAAAAAAGUGGAAGACUUCUUAAUGGGAAAUAAUACGUGGCUCGACCCAUAUUUCCCAAUUAUUUACGAAGAACAGUCAAACCGGACUUGUUUAAUAAAAUGGAGGAAUAAGAGAGUAUUCCCCGAAUAUGCUUCCCCUCCUCCCCUAUAAAAGGAGGAAUCCCCCUCAAUGUUAAGGGGGGCCAUUCACUCAUUCAUCUCCUGCAUAUCUCUAUCUCCCUCUUUAGAAAGUUUUUAGAGUGUUUUUCCUUCUUCUUCAAGAGCUUCUAGCUCCACCAUUAAUGGCUUCCAAGCCCAUUUCAUGUACCGUGUACACACCCUCGAUAUUAAUAAAAAUCCCCCGUUGGCAAGGUACCGCCAAAAAAGGCCUGUGGUUUUC
Molecule: messenger RNA, 3369 nt
Organism: Cuscuta campestris
Lineage: Eukaryota; Viridiplantae; Streptophyta; Magnoliopsida; Solanales; Convolvulaceae
Source: the annotation of a GenBank genome assembly